AUGGGUCUCUAUCUCAUAUUAAUCGGCGUGAUAGCACUCGUUUGCUACGCGUUAUCACUUGCCACAUACCGAAUCUGUUUCCAUCCGCUAGCGAGGUUCCCAGGACCUUGCCUGGGAGCUUUGACCGAUUGGUACGCAGCAUUCUAUGCAUGGCGAGGUGACCUACACAUGAUGGACCUUAAAUGGCAUGAGAAAUAUGGUGAAAUCGUGCGCUUUGGGCCGAAUUCCCUCUCCUUCAACUCCUCCAAGGCUGUAAGCGACAUCUAUGCAGUCAGGGCCAACGUCCAGAAGUCAGAAGGUUACGCAUCAAUUAGCCCAAGUCGAUAUACCCCAAAUACCCUCACCGCAAUUUCUAGGAACAUCCACACCUUCAAGCGUCGCAUAUUGGCGCAGGCAUUUUCAGACCAGAGUAUCAAAGAUAUGGAGGACAGGAUCCAAGAAAAAAUAUCCAGCUUUGUCGACAACCUUCUUACGGAUACCAAUUCUGAAUCAGGGUGGAGCUCUCCUAAGAAUAUCUCGCAAAUGUGCGACUGGCUAGCUUUUGACAUAAUCACUGAUCUGAGCUACGGCAAUGAUCUUGGCAUGUUGAACUCUCCUGAAAUGCGCUGGUUCCCCUCAGUGAUUCGGAAAAUAUCCCAACGGAGCCUAAUAGGGCUAUUUCAACCAUAUUUCAUAAAGUUUAGGCUUGAUUCUCUUCUUCUAAGGCAAAAAUACAAGGAGAUUUUGGCUGCGGCAAGGUGGACACGCUCCCAGUCAGCUGCACGAAUGCAGGUCGGCAACAAUAGUACACAGAAAGACAUCUUCAACGCAAUGCUGAAUGCAAGAGAUAAGAAGACUGGAUUGCAGUUUACUCGAAAAGACCUAGGUCUUGAGUCAAUGCUCUUGCUCGUCGCAGGUUCGGAUACAACCGCUACUGCUCUUUCUGCUACAAUAUAUUACAUUGCUCAUGAUUCAAAUAUGUUGGCGCAUCUGACAAGAGUCAUCCGAACGACGUUCCCUGCGGAGUCCUCAAUAACAGCAUCUUCCGUCCUUGCAUCUCCGAACUGCUCUGCCUUGCGUGCUUGUAUCAAUGAAGCAAUGAGACUUACGCCCCCUGCACCUAAUUUGCUUCCUCGAACAGUCCUCUCCGGUGGCAUGGAAGUCGACGGCAUUUAUGUACCGGCAGGAACAACUGUCGAUAGAUUCGAGCCUGAAAGAUGGCUUGAUGGCGAUGAGAUAAGUCAACAGAAGAUGCAAAUGGCAUUCGUUCCAUUUAGUGUUGGGCCAAGGAAAUGUGUUGCAUGGAGACUAGCCUGGGCAGAAUUGAAUCUAGCAGUAGCAAGGGCUGGGGUAACAACAGCCGUUGAUGGGCCGGUGAUUGAGUUGAAACAUAGAAUAUAA
Molecule: messenger RNA, 1380 nt
Organism: Aspergillus eucalypticola CBS 122712
Lineage: Eukaryota; Fungi; Ascomycota; Eurotiomycetes; Eurotiales; Aspergillaceae
Product: cytochrome P450
Exons: 7
Coding region: 1-1380 (459 amino acids)
Molecular function (GO): iron ion binding; oxidoreductase activity, acting on paired donors, with incorporation or reduction of molecular oxygen; heme binding
Source: RefSeq, a predicted model, not a curated record